This is a messenger RNA of Cetraspora pellucida, 375 nucleotides long. The record is from the annotation of a GenBank genome assembly. Lineage: Eukaryota; Fungi; Glomeromycota; Glomeromycetes; Diversisporales; Gigasporaceae.
AGGUUUGAUCAAGCCAAAGCCCACUACCAUCCUGCAUUGAUUGAAAUAGCUAAUGUUUUACAAAGUGAAAAAAAAGAACAUGUUGAUACUCAUUAUUGCUUAGCUUUAAUAAAAGCUUUAAAGACAUUUACAAGUACAUUAUCUAAUAUAUCAGUUUUGGUGUUCCAAGAUGACAAGACAAAGGUUAAUGUUGGUAUAUCUGCUAUAUGUUGUACAUUUCAAACAAUCCAAUUAAUUGCUGCACUUAUAAAAUUAGAAGACUAUGAUUUUCUAAUUGGAAUAUUUCAAAAAUUAGUUCCAAGCAUCUAUUUGAUAAUUAAUUUAGCAGAUUCAAAUGAUACAAUAAGAACAGAGCAACUCACAAUUUAUGUAUAA